Funneliformis caledonium is the source of this 397-nucleotide messenger RNA. The record is from the annotation of a GenBank genome assembly. NCBI's taxonomy places the organism in Eukaryota, Fungi, Glomeromycota, Glomeromycetes, Glomerales, Glomeraceae.
AUGUCUCAAAGCUUAGAACUUGUUAACCUUCCUGAAAAAUAUAAAGAGUAUUCAACGCCGACAUUUAAAAAUUCAAAUAAUUGGGAUCUUACACAAGCUUCUAUCAAUUCUAUCAAUUCACCUAUUAGUCCUUCAGGUUCAGCAAUGGAUAUUGAUACUCUUAAUGUUGGUAAAAUUGUUGAAAUCGUGUCUUCAAAGAAAUAUAUUGAUGACAACGACGAGCAAUUAGAUAUAUCACAGGUUCCAAAUAAUCAUUUACCUACUAGUCCUUCACUCACUAGUACUUCAGGUUCAAUGGAGAUUGAUAAUCUUAAUGUUGAGGUAUCACCAACCACUAAUAUUGGUAAACCCAUCGAAAUUAUGUCUUCAGAGAAUGAUGACAAUGAAGAGCGAAUAG